AUGGGCUCCAUCAGCGUUUCCGCGACAGAAUUCCCUCUCAAUACUGGAGCUUCAAUCCCAGCCCUUGGUUUAGGAACUUGGCAAUCUGCUCCCGGAGAAGUCAAGACAGCAGUCUCGUACGCCCUCAAAACCGGCUACAAGCACAUCGACUGUGCGUACUGCUAUGGCAAUGAAGACGAAGUUGGUGAAGGUCUCCGAGAGGCCUUUGCUACAGGUGUAAAGAGAGAGGACGUGUUCAUCACUACCAAGUUGUGGUGCACAUAUCAUUCGCGCGUCGAGGAGAAUCUGGAUAUCAGUCUUAAAGACUUGGGUCUCGAUUAUGUGGACUUGUAUCUAAUGCACUGGCCUUGUCCAAUGAACCCAAAUGGUAACGACCCCAAGUUUCCCAAACAUCCCGACGGGUCUCGCGAUCUUGAUACGUCCUGGACCCAUAUCCAAACAUGGCUCGAGAUGGAGAAAUUGGUGAAGACCGGCAAGGUAAAGGCCAUCGGAGUAGCGAACUACAGCGUCAAAUAUCUCGAGGAAUUACUGCCUCACGCCACGAUUAUCCCUGCCGUCAACCAGAUCGAAAACCACCCGUCCUUGCCACAGCAGGAUAUUGUGGAUUUCUGCAAAGCUAAAGGCAUUCAUAUCACGGCAUAUAGCCCGUUAGGAAGCACAGGAGGUCCGUUGAUGGAAGCUGCAGCUGUCAGGGAAGUUGCGAAUAAACGUAAAGCUUCACCUGCUGGUGUUCUGUUGAGUUACCACCAGCCACGAGUGGAGGCUAACAGUCCUCAAGUUGCGAGAGGCAGCUCCGUGCUUGCUAAAUCGGUCAAUCCGGAAAGAAUCAAGGUGAAUGCCGAAUCUUUGAUUCAUCUUGAUAAUAGUGAUAUGGAUACUUUGAAUCAGUAUUCGGCACAGCUGCAGAAGGAGGGCAAGCUGACGAGAUAUGUGUAUCCGUCAUUUGGCGUCGAUUUUGGGUUCCCAGACAAGUCAUAA
Messenger RNA from Lachnellula hyalina, 978 nucleotides. RefSeq names its product D-galacturonate reductase. The transcript is spliced from 4 exons. The coding region runs from base 1 to 978 and encodes 325 amino acids. Gene Ontology annotation, molecular function: aldose reductase (NADPH) activity. NCBI's taxonomy places the organism in Eukaryota, Fungi, Ascomycota, Leotiomycetes, Helotiales, Lachnaceae. Gene Ontology annotation, cellular component: cytosol. The record is from RefSeq and is a predicted model, not a curated record.